ACAAUAACCAAAAAGGAAAUUGUAGCAAUGGUUCAAAUAAACGAAGUAAAAGAUUCAUCUCAGUCUAGAGAAAGUCGGACUGCUGCCCAUACCCAUAUUAAAGGAUUAGGUUUAGAUGAGCAUGGGAUUGCCAAACGAGUUGAAGGAGGAUUCGUUGGUCAAGCUGAUGCUAGAGAAGCAUGUGGGAUUAUUGUUGAUUUAAUUAAAUCUAAAAGGAUGUCUGGUAAGGCCAUAUUAUUGGCUGGAGGUCCUGGAACAGGUAAAACUGCCCUUGCUCUAGCAAUUUCUCAAGAAUUAGGUCCAAAAGUACCGUUCUGUCCUAUUGUUGGAUCUGAAUUAUAUUCAGCAGAAGUUAAAAAGACUGAAGCAUUAAUGGAAAAUUUUAGAAGAGCUAUUGGUUUAAGAAUUAAAGAAACAAAGGAAGUUUAUGAAGGGGAAGUAAUUGAAUUAUCACCUGAAGAAGCAGAAAAUCCAUUAGGUGGUUAUGGUAAAACCAUUAGUCAUGUUAUAGUUGGAUUAAAAACUGCUAAAGGUACUAAAAAUUUAAGAUUAGAUCCAAGUAUAUAUGAAAGUAUUCAAAAGGAAAGAGUUACUGUAGGUGAUGUGAUUUAUAUUGAAGCCAAUACUGGAUCUGUUAAAAGAGUUGGAAGAUCUGAUGCUUAUGCAACAGAAUUCGAUUUAGAAGCUGAAGAAUAUGUUCCAUUACCAAAAGGUGAAGUUCAUAAAAAGAAAGAAAUUGUUCAAGAUGUUACUUUACAUGAUCUUGAUGUUGCUAAUGCAAGACCACAAGGAGGUCAAGAUGUUUUAUCAAUGAUGGGACAAUUAUUAAAACCAAGAAAAACUGAAAUAACUGAAAAAUUAAGAUCAGAAGUUAAUAAAGUUGUAUCUAAAUAUAUUGAUCAAGGAGUUGCUGAAUUAAUUCCUGGAGUUUUAUUCAUUGAUGAAGUCAAUAUGUUAGAUAUUGAAAUUUUUACUUAUUUGAAUAGAGCUUUAGAAUCAAAUAUUGCUCCUAUUGUAGUAUUAGCAUCUAAUAGAGGUUUAACUACUGUAAGAGGAGCUGAUGAUGAUAUAAAGGCACCUCAUGGAUGUCCACCAGAUUUAAUUGAUAGAUUAUUAAUUGUUAAAACUUUACCAUAUAAUCAAGAAGAAAUAAAAACUAUUAUAUCUAAGAGAGCAACAUUAGAAGGAUUAGCAGUUAAUUCUGAAGCACUUGAAAUACUUGCUCAACAAGGUAUUACAGUAUCUUUACGUUAUGCUAUACAAUUAUUAGCACCUGCUGGAGUAUUAAGUCAAUCAGCUGGAAGAUCAGAAAUAACUAAAGAAGAUAUUGAAGAAUGUCAAUUUUUAUUUUUAGACUCUCGUCGUUCAAUUAAAGUUUUAGAAGAAGGUAAGGGAUUCCUCUAAUUAUGUAAUUUUAGUAUAAAUACAACAAUAAUUUAAAAUAUAUAUAUAUAUGUAUGUAUGUAUGUAUAUUGAUUGAUUAUGUAAAACGUUUACCUAAUUCAUUACAUUCUUGUAAGAAAUCAG
Scheffersomyces amazonensis is the source of this 1527-nucleotide messenger RNA. Its product is annotated as RuvB family ATP-dependent DNA helicase pontin. Gene Ontology annotation, biological process: regulation of transcription by RNA polymerase II; chromatin remodeling; box C/D snoRNP assembly. Gene Ontology annotation, cellular component: NuA4 histone acetyltransferase complex; Swr1 complex; R2TP complex. Gene Ontology annotation, molecular function: DNA helicase activity; ATP hydrolysis activity; ATP binding. The transcript has a single exon. The record is from RefSeq and is a predicted model, not a curated record. NCBI's taxonomy places the organism in Eukaryota, Fungi, Ascomycota, Pichiomycetes, Serinales, Debaryomycetaceae. The coding region runs from base 28 to 1404 and encodes 458 amino acids.